Salvelinus sp. IW2-2015 is the source of this 645-nucleotide messenger RNA. NCBI's taxonomy places the organism in Eukaryota, Metazoa, Chordata, Actinopteri, Salmoniformes, Salmonidae. The record is from RefSeq and is a predicted model, not a curated record.
AUGACGUGGACGUCGGUGCUGAGGGGUGAGUCCGAGACCGAGGAGGAAUUCUUGGACCGUUUGAGCGAGCAGUGGUUGGCAGUGGAGAGGGACGAAAGAGUUUGGAGGGGUUGGAGUCUGGAGCAAGAUAGUCGCUUUGAGGAGCGUGGAGAGUACCUGCGCACGUCCUUCCGAGCCCACCUGCGGCGCUACACCUGUGCCUUCCUGAACAGCGGAGGGGGCAGCCUGCUGGUGGGGGUGGACGAUGACGGGGUGGUGAGGGGGCUACGUUGUGACCACAGGCAGGAGGACCAGGCACGGUUGCUGGUGGACUCCAUCCUGAGGGGCUUCCACGCCACACUGUUACCAUACUCCUACACCUUGGCCUUCCUCCCAAUCUCUCUUACCCAGUGUCUCUUCCUCCACCUCCAUGUUCUGCACCUCACCCUGUGCCCCCUUCCAGCCCUCACCCAGCAGGACCUGUACCAGACCGACCAGGGAGAGGUGUUCCUCAGGAGGGAUGGCAGUGUGGAGGGACCUCUGUCUGCUAGCGCCAUCCAGGAGUGGGCCAGGCAGUGGUGGAGUUGGGAGGAACAGUCAAGACCCUGGACCCCCACGCUGCCCUCAGUGCCAAUGUACAGAGUGCAGAUCAAACAGCUUAUGUGA